Messenger RNA from Polyodon spathula (Mississippi paddlefish), 2874 nucleotides. It is a transcript of the gene srrt, whose product is annotated as serrate RNA effector molecule homolog (Arabidopsis). Lineage: Eukaryota; Metazoa; Chordata; Actinopteri; Acipenseriformes; Polyodontidae. The transcript is spliced from 20 exons. Gene Ontology annotation, biological process: mRNA processing; primary miRNA processing. Gene Ontology annotation, cellular component: nuclear body. The record is from RefSeq and is a predicted model, not a curated record. The coding region runs from base 99 to 2672 and encodes 857 amino acids. Gene Ontology annotation, molecular function: nucleic acid binding.
GCGGUCAUCCGGGUACUCGCCAGGGCUGCCGCAGGAAGAAGGUAAGAGAGCUGGCUUUGAAAGAGUAAACACAACAAAGACGGUUUGUUGAAGAGGACAUGGCUGAUAACAGCGACGACGAGUACGACCGGCGGCGAAGGGACAAAUUCCGUCGGGAGAGAAGCGACUACGAUCGCUCCAGGGAGCGAGACGACAGGAGGCGUGAUGAUUGGAACGACAGAGAGUGGGAUCGAGGCCGUGAGAGGCGGAGCAGAGCGGAGUACCGCGAUUACGACCGGGGCCGGCGAGAGAGAUUCUCCCCGCCUCGGCACGAGCUGAGCCCGCCGCAGAAACGCAUGAGGAGGGACUGGGAUGACCACAGCGGUGACCCCUACCACGGUGGCUAUGACAUGCCCUAUGGGGGUGGGGGACCCCCCAGUUACGGCCCCCCUCAGCCUUGGGGACACCCCGACAUGCACAUAAUGCAGCCGCACCAUGGCAUCCCCAUCCAGGCAAGGCUGGGUAACCUCCAUGAUCUGGACAUGGGCCCCCCUCCUCCCGUGAUGAAGACCUUCAAGGAGUUCCUGCUCUCCCUGGACGACUCUGUGGACGAGACGGAGGCCGUGAAGCGAUACAACGAGUACAAGAUCGACUUCCGUCGGCAGCAGAUGCAGGACUUCUUCCUGGCGCACAAGGACGAGGAAUGGUACGCUGCUGCACUGCGCCCCUCUCGCGCUGCACCAAAUUCACUGCGUCUGUGGAUAGUACCUGGACCAGAGGAGAAGGCACCCGACAUCCUCAAGGUCCUUGAUGCAGCGGUCAUCAAAAUGGAGGGCGGGACAGAACACGACCUACGCAUCCUGGAACAGACCACAGAGGAGGAAGAGAAUAAGCACGAGAAAGGGGGGCCGGGCGGAGGGGAGACCCUCAAGAAAGAGGAGCCGAGAGGCGGGGACAGCGACCGCAAACUGGCCGACAAGGAGGACAAGAAAGAGGAGAAGGGGGAGAGCGGGGGUGAAAGCGUGGAUGAUAAAGUCAUGAAGUCCUCGGAGGAUGAGGGAGAGAAGGCAGCCACUAAGGAAGAGCCGGAGAGCAAGAAGGUGAGCAAGAAACGCAAGAGGAAGCACAGCGGGGAUGACAGUUACGAUGAAGACGAAGGCAGCGCGUCCGACUCUGACUCUGAAUCUGAGAGCGAGAAACCAGAGGAGGAGGAGAAAGAGGAAGAGGAGGAGACUGUGGAGCCCAAGGAGAGAGGAGAGGGGGAGAAACCGAAGGAGGAGAGGAAGGGGAAGGAGGAGAAGAAAGAGAGGGAGCGGAAGGGGAAGGAGGAGAGGAAGGUGGAGCUCACCCCGCGCCCGCUCCACAAGACCUGCUCCCUGUUCAUGAGGGGCCUCGCACCCAACAUCUCCAAGGCAGAGAUUGUAGCGCUGUGCCGAAGAUAUCCAGGAUUCAUGAGAGUUGCGCUUUCAGAUCCACAGCAAGACCGAAGGUUUUUCCGAAGGGGCUGGGUUACGUUCGACCGCAGCGUCAAUAUCAAAGAGAUCUGCUGGAGCUUGCAGAAUAUCCGCCUGCGAGACUGCGAGCUGAGCCCUGUGGUGAACAAGGACCUGGUACGCAGAGUCCGCUACGUGAGCGGCAUCACGCAGCACAAGCAGGUCCUGCGCAACGACAUCAAGCUGUCUGCCAAGCUGAUCCACGCCUUGGAUGAGAGAGAGCUGCUCUGGCGCUCCAAGGACAAGGGCAAGGGGGACAGCAUUGCGAUGGCAGCUCAGAACCCGAUCCUGAAGAACAUCACAGACUACCUGAUUGAAGAGGUGAGCGCCGAGGAGGAGGAGCUGCUGGGGAGCAGCGGGGACCAGCCCGAGGAUGGGGUGAAGGAAGGGAAUCCCACCGAGGUCACCAUCGAGAGGGACGACAAGCUGGUCAAGGUGCUGGACCGGCUGCUGUUGUACCUGCGUAUCGUUCACUCCAUCGAUUACUACAACAGCUGUGAGUAUCAGUGUGAGGACGAGAUGCCCAAUCGCUGUGGCCUGCUGCAUGUCCGGGGCCCAGUCCCCCCAAACCGCAUCACACACGGGGAAGUGGUGGACUGGCAGAAGACCUUUGAGGAGAAGCUCAACCCGCUGUUCAGUGUGAAGGAGAUCAUCUCCGAGGAAGAGGCCAAGAAGAUGGGUAAGAAGGACCCCGGGCAAGAGGUGGAGAAGUUUGUCUCUGCAAACACACAGGAGCUGGGCAAGGACAAGUGGCUGUGCCCGCUGAGCGGCAAGAAGUUUAAGGGCCCAGAGUUUGUUCGCAAACACAUUUUCAACAAGCAUGGGGACAAGAUCGAAGAGGUCAGGAAGGAGGUGAUUUUCUUCAACAAUUUCCUGAUGGAUGCCAAGCGACCCUCGCUGCCUGAAAUCAAACCUCCCCCUCCCCCGGUGCCAGGUGUACUGAAUCAAGGAGUGCCCUACCCUCACCAAUCGCCACAGAGUCUGAUGGGAUACGGACAGCCUCGUCCUCCACUCAUGGGAUACGGAGGUGGGCCCCCGUACCCUCCGAACCAGUACGGCGGGGGGCGAGGAAAUUAUGACUCGUUCCGGGGGCAGGGCGGUUACCCAGGGAAACCACGGAACAGGAUGAUCCGAGGAGACCCUCGAGCCAUCAUAGAGUACAGAGAUCUGGAUGCGCCAGAAGACGUCGACUUCUUUUAAACUGUCAAUUUAAAAAAAAAUUAAUUGAUUUUUUUUUUUUUUUUAUUCUGAAUGAUGCCCUGACUCUUUUUUUUUUUUUUUUUUUUUUAAAUCAUCCCUAUACUAACAUCUCUCAAAUGUUUUUGUCCAUGUAUAUUUCACUCCACCUGACCCUAAACUGUACACCUGCAAUUUUCCAAUAAAAAACUAUGAACAAAAAAAA